Messenger RNA from Xyrauchen texanus (razorback sucker), 2093 nucleotides. RefSeq names its product sosondowah ankyrin repeat domain family Cb (gene sowahcb). Bases 632 to 1678 code for a protein of 348 amino acids. Gene Ontology annotation, molecular function: protein binding. Lineage: Eukaryota; Metazoa; Chordata; Actinopteri; Cypriniformes; Catostomidae. The transcript has a single exon. The record is from RefSeq and is a predicted model, not a curated record.
AAAUAGGAACAUUGCAGGUUUUUGGCAUUUGUUUAGUCAGUAGACAGAUAAAUCUGGUGAAAAUGUUUAUUCGGUCUGUACUGUGAAGAAUAAAAGAAGUAUGCUGACUAGAGAGCACUUCAUGAUUCAAUUACAUGGAGUUUAAAAGUCUUCAGUUUGUGCAGAGAAUAAAUCCGAUUAACACUGAAUUAAGGCCAUUCAAGCAGGACUGUUUAUUUACAUCCUUUACACAAACAAACGGUUGUUGAUUUACAGAGACAUUCUUGAGAAUGCACCGAAGUGAACCGGAGACCGAGUGGAAAACGUGGAUUUAACGGAUCAUUUUCGAGCAACGAUCCCCAAAGAUCUUGUGUUAAAAACUGCGGCAAAGGAAACCUUUAAACGCUUUGUAGACUUUCGUAAAUGUGUCAAAUGGAGAGACAUUAAUUUUCCUUAGAAAUACAUUUCGGGGAUCGACGGAUAUUUCAAUCGAGACGAGCGACAGAAAUGUCCCACCUGAAGAGUCAGAACAUAUGUUACCUGUCUCAGGUUACGGAACUGACAGUGCGGGACGUGCGAAAUCACACCCGGAUAUUUCUGACAAGUUUUCAGAGGGUGUGAACAGACAAAAUCUGAUGUGAGUCGGACAGUCAUGGGGAACUCCAACCGCAGCACGACGGACGAUAAAACCGGCGGGAAAGCAGAGCAGAAUGUGCCAAUAAAUCCAAACCAGGCGGUGGAUAAACACAAAAGACCCGAAAUAUCAGUGAUAAAAGAGUCAGAAGAGACUGUGUUUACUUCAGCUGAUAAUGGUGGACCGAAAGGCGAAUCUGAGGCGAGAUGUCAGAAUGAACAUAAGACGGACACCUCAAACAUCACACGCGAAGAUUUCUCCGAGGUUCCGACGAACAGUUCCCCGCAGGUCCGUCGCAGUGAAGUGCCGAGAAACUCGGUGUAUCUCUCGGGCAGAUGUAAAGACUGUCCGCGGGCUGACAGCGACUAUGAAGCCGCCGCAGUGACGCUGGAGCCGCUGGAACACGAGUGGAUGAUGUGCGCGUCUGACGGACAGUGGGAGAGUCUCCAUCGGCUGCUCCUCAGAGAUCACAGCCUCAUCACCCGGAAAGACUUCGUUACAGGAUUCACCUGCCUGCACUGGGCUGCUAAACUCGGGAAACACGAACUGAUUGUCAUGUUGAUCAACUUUGCUACAGAACAUCAAGUGCCUCUCAACAUGAACGCGCGCUCCAGCGUCGGGUACACGCCUCUCCAUUUAGCGGUGAUGCACAAUCACAUCGAGGUGGUGAAAUUAUUAGUCGGAGCGUUUGACGCCGAUGUGGAGGCGAGAGAUUACAACGGCAAAAAAGCAUGUCAGUACCUGAAGAGUGACAUUGCGCAAAACAUUCUUGACAUCGUGGGCGCAUGUGUUGAAACUGACGCGGAAAACGGGGGUGUUCAAGACACGAAUCGCUGGAGACUGUCGCGAGUUAUUCAGUCCAGUUUCAGACCUCUUAAACCACAAAAACACAACAGUGAAGAGGACUCGUGCAACACUAAACAAAAGUCUCUCUACAGGAAAUCUUCUUUUACUAAAAUGAAACCCAGUCUUCAUAGAAUCCACACCAGGUCGCAGAUUGUCCACAGCACUUCUUUCUUUGAAACAUUUGAGAAAGAAGCCACAGAAGAGCCCCCAAAUCCAUAAAGACCCAAAUCAAACCUCUGAAUAUCUGCAGAACUCAAACCCAUCAGCUUAUUUUUCUUCAUUCUGCUUUGAACACUUCUUGUGAAAUCACAAUAGAAAUACUGUCAAUUCCUUCUUAAAUUAUGUUUUGAUUUCAUAAUAUUAAUCUGCUAAUAACUGAAUUACUAUAAAAACUUUCUUUAGGAGCAAAUAAAUACAUUUCUUUGAAAUUCUGUAUAAAGGAAUUAGAGUUGCAGACAUUAGAGUUUCUCUCACAUGAUUUUAUCUGUUUAGAAGCGACAAUGUUGUUUUUUUGUAAUUGCUCAGUGUAUUUAAAUCACUUCUAAAGUUUUGAAAGAUUUCUUAUGAUGAAUCGCUGGUUUCGUAAGAUUUUUCAAACAUACUCUUCGUUCACUAUCGUCAGAUGAAUAAAUGU